Ochlerotatus camptorhynchus is the source of this 3777-nucleotide messenger RNA. Its product is annotated as capon-like protein. Gene Ontology annotation, molecular function: nitric-oxide synthase binding. Bases 112 to 2472 code for a protein of 786 amino acids. Lineage: Eukaryota; Metazoa; Arthropoda; Insecta; Diptera; Culicidae. The transcript is spliced from 6 exons. The record is from RefSeq and is a predicted model, not a curated record.
AGCCAAAUUAAUUGUGUUAUUUGCAAACACUCCGGUUUAGUACCUGCUGAAAAAAGUGAUCAUUGUUGAAAAGUGAAUAUUGUGAACCGGGAAAAACAAAUCAAAAGGAUCAUGAUCAAACAGAAAUCUGAAGACAUGCAACUAGAAGGCAAUGAUCCUUUAAUGUCACCCAAUAGCAAACGCAGGAAUGAGUCAACGUUGCGGCAACUCCAAAACGACAUGAUGGGUAAAGCUCGCUCAACACUCAGUAGUCUAGGUGAUGUUUUAAAAGGAAGCAAAAGUGCACCAAGUACUCCAGUUACAACCGGUUCAGGACACGAACAAUUAUAUAAACUUUCUUCAAGCGAAUUGCAUUUGGAGGACACAGAGCAUCAGUUUGCAACGCCUCCACGAAGUCCAAAAACACAAAAAGACAAAAGUUCUUUGGAUUUUUUUCCAUGGUCAAAAACUAAGGGUAAGGAAAGUUCCAAAAGUGUGAAAAAAGAAAAACUCAAGCAACAACAAUCCCAGCUGAGUGAUGUUCACGAGGAAGAACUUGACGAUGAACCAAGGAAUCAUUUACAUACUCCCAAAACAAAUGUCCCAAUGACAGGAACUGUUAAAAAGAAGCCAAUGACCGAAAAUAUGACUGGCACACGUUACCAACCUCAAAUGCAUAAACCAAAAAUAAAAUACUCUAUCGAGUAUCAAGAAGGAAUAGCUGAUUAUAGGAGUGACAAUGAUUUAAGUCGAUCUAUGGAGGAUGGUAUGCAAUAUAUAUCUCGCGACAAUUCCCGUUGCGGAGAAAAGUACUAUGACAGCCGACCGAGGUCUUACAACGAGAAAUAUACGCAGAAUUAUAAUUAUAUGUAUAAUACCCGUGGGCACGUAGAAUACGGUGAACGUUAUGAAGAUGACAUGAGCCAAAAUACUAAAAGUGGCCGGAAGUCUUCCAAUCCCUCUAGUCCGGCACCAAUCAAACAUAUAUUAUUCAACGAAGAAAAUGACAUUCUCUAUUACAAAGAUAACCAACGGCCAUCGAAAACAAAAUCAUUGAGUGAACAUUACAGUAAAGAUAAACCGAAAAAUGUUCCAUUCAAAGCUUCGUCAACAAAGGAUAAUAGACGAGCACAGGACUCGACUCCAAUGCCGAUCCGGAAACCUUCGAGAGAUGAUAAACCUAUGGGUAACAUGAAUGCUUCCCAUGGAAAUCUAGAGCAAGCAAUUAAUAAAACUGUUAUGAAAACUCAGAAAAAUGCAACCAAUAUAGAUGACAAAGCAAGAGCAAAUCAAAAACCAGUGGUAUCAAGGCCCGGUUUAACAAGGGAUUAUUCAAUAGACUACAGAUAUCCAUCAAAUGAUCCACAUGUCGAUUCUAGCCAAUACGGUAAUUCAUCGGAAUUUCGCUCAGUACGGGCGUUGCAAUCUACCAGUGAUGAGUGUAGUGAUAAAAGGAGCAUUAAAAAGAUAUGUUUUCAAGAGCCAGCUUAUGAAGAUAAAACCAAAUGUGAUACACUUCCCCGCAGCAGAAAAAGUAUUAGGAAAACUGAAUGCGACCAAAGCAUCAACGAGUACUUGGACAAAGAAAUGUUACGCCCUCGUAGUGGAAGUCUUGAUUCGGAUCUUGAGUCACAAGCAAUGCGCAUAGUCAGAACUGUCGGGCAAGCUUUCGAGGUAUGUCACAAGUUAUCUAUGCAGGAUAGUGGUGACAACGCGGAUGAGCACUCGGAAAUUUCUAACUGUGAUUUAUCCGAACAGGAUCGGAGCUUUGAUCGCAUAAGUGAUGAGGGAGAAGUUAAAAAAGACAAUAUACCAGCAAUUCAGGAGACACCACGACAGCAGAGGCCCACACAUCUGGAUCUCGAGUCUUCAACAAAUCUUAUAUCGUCCCAGCAAAUAACAGACACUGCAGAAAUACUGAAAAAAUCUCCUCAAUCGGCGUCAAAUGAAAUCAUAACACUUAAAGAGCAGCUCGAUCAACAACAUCUCCAAACAAGACAGGUUAUGGCUCAAUUAAUGCUUGUUCGGGAGCAACUUAUAACUGAGACAAAUGUUAGAAUUGAGGCACAGGCACGCAUUCAACAAUUGCUUCAGCAAAAUCGUGAAUUGCUUGAGCAUAUUGCAUCACUCGGUGGAUAUCAUGAACCCGAUCGACCUGGAUUGUCAGCCACUGCAAUUGGGCUAGCCCCACAGCUUUCAUCAACUGCCAAGGUAGCCAGAUGGUUUCAUCAACUACAGUGGACUAAUCAAAACCAGACGCUUUCAAGGCCUGAAAGUGGGUUUGUUUCCGGUGAUUCUCGCUCAGAAAAAAACCAGAAAUCAGAAGCAGACAUUACUGACAGUCUAGCCAAAGAUCAGCAGCAGCAUCAGAAUGUAGAUUUAUGUGACGAAUAUCUUUUAAUUGAAGGUACUAGUAAUUUAUGGAGUAAAUUAAAUGUCAAGAAGCGUAAAAAGCUACUGAGUAUGAAGCUAGGCAAAGUAACUACAUUUUGAGGAUAUUAGAUCAGAUCAUUUACAUUAUUGGUUUUUCUUGUUGGUAGAGAGAAGCUUUAGUUAUACUAUAUAUAUAUAUUAUAUAUUUUUAAAUAAGUACAAAAGUUGUUUUAUCAAUGCAGCAAUCUUGACUACAAAUGCAUAUUAGCAAAAUUUGAACGUAAUGUUCUCUUCUACGCGCCAUAACAUUAUUCGACAGUAAUGUUGGAGCUACAGAAUUUAUUCAGAAGACUCGUUUUAGAUAUAGUGAUGGGUAAAAUUUUACAGGGUGACUGGUAAUUCGGGUUACACCCGAAAAGAGGUAAGUAGACCACAUUUGCAGCAAAAAAGGUAUGGCAAGGUUAUUGAUCUAUUUAUUUUACAUUGCCGAACAACACUACCAAUUUUUGCUCGGGCACUCGCGAAUAUUACCAUAGCCCACCAGGUAAGCAUUGCUCGGCUACUAUGAUCAAUCUUUGUUUACUAACCAGUAACCACUCUAUUCAAUUGGCGCCACAGUUUUACUUUCGGAUGGAUUUGAUUAGGCUCUAACCGUUUAAUGUUACGUGCAACGUUUUUGAUUGCUUAUGAAUACCCGAGCAAAAUGAGGCACUUUGAAUCAGUAGGAAAUUAACUGCUCAGUAUCUCGGUAAGGAAUGAUUUGUCGACCUAGCGUGCCAUACAAUGUUUUGCUGCAAAUGUGGUCUACUUUCACCUCUUUUCGGGUGUAACACGAAUUACCAGAAAUAGCCAUUCCAUAGCAAAACGAUAUAGUGGUUCUUACAAAUUCAUAAAAAUGUGUAGUUUUGUUCCUUAUCGCAAAAUAUUAGACCUGUAUUUUUUUUGUCAUUAGGUUGACCAUUUCCAUGUUAGGGUGGUCCAAUUGGUUUUUUUUUAUGGUUUUUAUGGUUUCCACUUUAUCGUUUUGCUAUGGAAUGGCUGUAUAUAUUGAAUUAUAUAUCUUAUAAAAAUUAUACAAAUGACGAAUUGUCUCUUUUUCUUUCCUUAACUCAAUAUUUAGAAAAGAAUAUCAUACGUACUUUUACUUUAUUAUCCUUUAGAUUUUAAAGACAGCAUUUUCAUUGCAUGUUCAAAAUAAAAAAAAUACAUUUAAAAAAGAUUUACUAACCUUACUAUUUUCAGUAAGACUUAUUUUAUUUCAGCCUAACAUAUAGACAAAAACUAUUAAAAACCAGUUAUGUAUUCGGAAAACCGUUAGUAAAUAACAUGAUGAUUAUUUUCACAGAAAUAAUCUCACACACAUUAGAAAAAUGAACAAUAGAUAUUUCAUUAGAACAAUGAUCAAGACUGAAAUUUUUUAAUUAU